AAGGCAACAAUCCACUCCUCCACCCCAGGCGACUUCACCACCGUCGAACAAGGCUCCUUCGCCUUCAGCGUCCCCUACACAACCUCCACCUUCCCCGCCGACCUGAACAACGACACCGACAUCGACACCCACGAAACCCUCCUUCAAACCAACACUCUCGGGCUGGUGAACCCCAACGGCACCGUCUGUCGAAUCGUGGAUUUCGCGCCGGGAAAAUCCCCGCUGAUGCAUCGGACCCAAAGCCUCGAUUACGGGAUUGGGGACAUUGCGGUGCAGAGGGCGACGAUGCAUGCGUGGAGGAAUCCGAGUGAAGAUAAGUGGGUGAGGAUGUUGUUUGUGUUGCAGGAGUGUAGGCCUUUGGGGGAGGAUUUGGGCGGGGCGGUGGAGUUGAAUCCUUCUUCGAAGGAGUAAAUUGACUCCGGGAUUAGAUCUAUCUAUUACUUUGUUAUUGUUAUUACAAGGAUGCUUUCUAUAGCUUGAUAACAACCUUCCCAAAAUGCCCCCCGCCCUCCAAAAACCCAAAUGCCUCCCUCACCUCCCCCAAACCAAACACUCUACUCACCACGGGUCUAAUCUCCUUCUCUUCAUAAACCCCCACCAUCUCCUCAAACCGAUCCCUCGGCCCAUUAAUAAUCCCCUGCAGGGUAACCGUCCUCCUCAACGCCAACAAAUUCACAUUAAUCCGAUCAUCAGCCUCAUCAUCCACCUUCCCAGACAAAUACCCAAUACAGUUAAUCAACCCCCCAAAGGCAAUACACUCGAAACUCUUCCGUAGAGUCUUCGCACCCCCCGUCUCGAGAAUAAUAUCCGCGCCGUGAUUGUUCGUAAGACG
This is a messenger RNA of Aspergillus sclerotioniger CBS 115572, 832 nucleotides long. RefSeq names its product cupin domain-containing protein. The annotation marks the transcript as partial. The transcript has 3 exons. NCBI's taxonomy places the organism in Eukaryota, Fungi, Ascomycota, Eurotiomycetes, Eurotiales, Aspergillaceae. The record is from RefSeq and is a predicted model, not a curated record.